Messenger RNA from Helianthus annuus (common sunflower), 560 nucleotides. Its product is annotated as 60S ribosomal protein L37a. The transcript has 5 exons. Lineage: Eukaryota; Viridiplantae; Streptophyta; Magnoliopsida; Asterales; Asteraceae. Gene Ontology annotation, cellular component: ribosome. Gene Ontology annotation, biological process: translation. Gene Ontology annotation, molecular function: structural constituent of ribosome. The record is from RefSeq and is a predicted model, not a curated record. The coding region runs from base 116 to 394 and encodes 92 amino acids.
AACCUCCAUAAAUUUGUAUAAAACGAAGAAUUUAGGGUUUCAGUUCAUCGUCGCCGUCAAUCGCCGUUGCUAUCAUUCUCUGCAACUUUGUGCAAUCGUCUUCCAAUCUAGCGAAAUGACAAAGAGGACAAAGAAGGCUGGGAUUGUUGGAAAGUAUGGUACCCGUUACGGUGCUAGUCUGCGAAAGCAGAUCAAGAAGAUGGAGGUCAGCCAGCACAGCAAGUUUUUCUGUGAAUUUUGUGGAAAGUACGCUGUGAAGAGGAAAGCUGUUGGCAUUUGGGGCUGCAAAGACUGUGGCAAAGUCAAAGCCGGCGGUGCAUACACGUUGAAUACUGCUAGUGCGGUCACAGUCAGGAGCACAAUUCGAAGGCUGAGGGAGCAAACCGAGAGUUAGUUAUAACUUAAAAGUGUUGAUGUUUUUUCUCAAUAUUGUUAGUUUCAUCAGUUUUGUUUAAUCUGUGUGCAAUUAUGAAUUAUCCAAGAACACCUGAAUGUUUUAUUUCGAAUCUUUUGAUAUCAACUUUUGCAGACAUGGAAUUAUUUGUCAACUAUAUUUAAUA